Molecule: messenger RNA, 481 nt
Organism: Mytilinidion resinicola
Lineage: Eukaryota; Fungi; Ascomycota; Dothideomycetes; Mytilinidiales; Mytilinidiaceae
Exons: 1
Coding region: 50-364 (104 amino acids)
Source: RefSeq, a predicted model, not a curated record
CAAGGAGCGACCAGUAGUACCAGCAGACCAGUCAAUUCAUGUCAAACCCAUGCAGCUACGCCCCGAAUGGCACGCCCCUGUUAUCAGCCUCCACCCCGUGGCCCGCUUCGCGCAGCGGCGAGAUGAGGGCAAGGGUAAAGCCAAGGAAGUCGAGGAAGACGAUGCUCCCAUGGCUGCGCCGCUCGAAAGUCGAGCCGGAGACGCCUCCGAGCCGACAACUCCUCCAGCUGAGGAAUACGCCGCCUCCGAGCAGGAGACCACGCCCAAGGACAAUGACCCAUCUGAAGAGGUCACACAUACUGAAGUCGACGCCGCACGCCGUCCUCUGUUCGGUCUGUAUUCAGUCGGCAAAAUCCCCUACUAGAAGGAAGUUAUUCCUAAUAACAACAAGUUCCUCCCGGAACCCCUAAAGCAGCUAGAAAAGCUAUAAAAGCUAGGUAAGCAGAAGGGCAGGCCUUAAGCCGCCUUUAAAACCCUUUAG